GCCGAAAAUGCAGAGGGGAGCACUCCCAAAAUCCGUGCGGGGUAGAUCAUGAAAAAUUACGGAAAAAUGUAAUUAACGCGCCACCGAAGACGGAAACGAGUAGCGGUGUUGUGGCCACUGGCACGGUGCGUCGUGUCCGUGCACCCAGUAACAACAGCCAUCGAACGAAUGGACGAUUCGCCGGAUGGACUGAUCGACGAAUGGUGGUCAUCGGCAGGCCUGGUGGGCAGGACAGACGGCAGGCAGGAAGGAGCAACGAAUCGAGCGUGCCUAAGUGAUGAGCGAGACUCGGCAUCAUCUUCGCUCGGUCUCCGAUUUAUACGCAGCCGACGAGAUAGAGGUGCUACUCCUUGAAGAGAUUCGCGACUUGGAACCAGUGCCGUCCGCAUAUUCCAGGCCAGAGGACAUUCAGGACUUCGAAAUCGCAGGUAGCAGGACGGGGGGGCGAAUUAGCUCCCAAUCGUCGGAGCUGGAUUCGCCAGGAGUACACUCGACCGUCCACUCGUGGGACUCCCAUGCCAACUACCAUGGCCAUUAUGGCCAAGGCGAUCAAGGACACGGUUCGUCUUCCAACGCCCUACAGUGGCCUCGUGCUAGCCACUUGGUUCUUUACUGCGACGUACAGGGUCACCUGAAAAGUACUACGGGAGUCCUCAGACUCUUGUUGCUCAUAUCAUCGGUAGCGUGUUUGGCUACUUUAUGCAGCUCUGGCACUGCCAAGGUCAGUCUCUUUAUGCUGCCACUGGUUGGACGCCUUCGGUUCAUGAUCUUCGUGGCUGUCUUCUGCAUCUUGGUCACGGUGUUGCUACUCUUCCUUGAUAUCUCGCACGUUGCUUACUUUUUUCCUUUUAACUGGGCUAGACUGAAUUUCUGGAUUUUCAUUGGAAUUGCAAUACUGUACCUGGGUGGAAGUACGCUGCUGCUUCUUUCCGUUUGGGAGUACAGCGAGAGUGGGUGGGUGCCUCGUCGUACUCGUUCCCAGCUGACGGCUUCGGCAGCUUUCGGCCUCUUCUGCACUGUUCUGUCGAGCCUGCUAGCUUGGCUUCACGGUCGCAGCGAAAUUAAAUGUCACAGUCAAUCCAGUCGAGACCACACGCCGAACCAGCUUUACAAGCCCGUUGACAAUUCUUCUUCUUCCGGCGUCACCUUAAAAGAGAGGAGUCCAAAGAGGCCUCCCUCGUGGGUCGUGAAGAAUCAGAAGAAGCGUAACGCCGAUAGCGACACGAACACCAACGGUGGAAACAAGGGGAACGGGAAUGGUGCCAACGAAAGGUACAAACCCGGGGGCAACAAGAAGGAUCACUGGGCAUCGGCGAGGCAGCACUUCCUUCCCCAUUCUCAGGAAGACGAGGAGGUCGAAGACGUCCAACGAGACGAACGAGAGAUGGAACGAAGGAGGAGGCGACGAAGAAGGGACAGAGAGAACAGCCUGGGGGGUAACGGAAACCCUACCAGCAGUAAGUCCAGCGGUGGUCUGGCGGAAGACGCGGCUAAGCCUGCCACUCGGAGAGUACCGAAGAAGCUGCCCUUGAAGACGUUGGACAAGGCGCAACUUCGGGCCGGCAUCGAACGAAAGGACAACGGAACCAGGCAGCCCGAACAGAGGAAUCGCAGGACCAGCAACGAGCUUCGCGACUACUGGGCCAUCGGUGACGCCAGGCAGCUGGGAGGAACCACCAGUGGGAACGGUCCGCACUGGGAGGUCGAAGGAACUUCCAACAACGGGAGGUCGGAAAUGAUCGCAGUGAGUCUGACCAGAGCGAUGGAGUGGUCCGGUCAGUGGCGCCCGCCACCCGACGACGUGCAGCCUUGUUCGAGCAAGACGGUCGAUCCCUACACCUUUGCUUAGUCGAGGUGGGUACGCCAACGUGGGAAAAUUCACCUUCGAUGAAUUAGCUAGGUAACUUUAUGCGCAUUUGUCGCGUCGGUUUCUCCUAUAAAAAGUCAGAGCGGAAGACGCCGUUGUCUCUUUCUACGGAGCAACGGAUGACGAACGCGGUUAGAUCGAAUCGAACUUCGAACAGGAUCGCGCCAACUGUCCAAGCAUUCAGGGAUCACCUGUAUAAAGCUGAUGCGCUUUGUAAAUUAUGCCACUCGAAAGACGAUUCCAUCCUUCGCUGCUUGGACCGUGAACGGACCCCCGAAGAAAAUUUGCUAUCCACUCUCCGAGAGAAUACCGAACGGCGCCCCGGGAGGUUUGGAUGGAAUUUCUAUCUUAAGGCCGUUAGCUCGUUAAAAUACUACCGACUGUAUUCGGAAGGCCGGUCGCUUCCUGGGUAAUUUCCAGCUGCGCUCAGGAAACGCUGUACUUAUCCUAAGAUCGACCGGAACUCGGCGAGCCCGCGGACGAGCCAUAACUUUGUCUAGUCGUUUUUAAUGUAUUUUUAUGCCGUUAUACCAAAGCGAGGAAUAAUUUGGUAUAAAUCGUUGAUGUAUACUUUGCUGCGAGUACGCGUAUGUAUGGAUGUACAUAUGCGUGUACAGGUAUACGUAUACGGUGUACACGAAACGGGAUGUAUGGUUACCUUGGAGCGAAACGACCUUACGAAAGGUAGGCCGGUUAAAUCUUCCUUGCGGGAACUAGUUGGCGUCCCGGAACGGGAACCGUUUGUUUAGCUGCGAGGACAAUUUUCGUUCCUUCUCUACCCGCGUUAACUUUUCAAAAUGACCGAUCGAUUCACGCCAUUCCUCGAAGCAUUUCUCGUUAAUGCAUCUUGUAUGGAACUCCCGCCACACAGAAAUUCGGCAUUCGUAACGAUGCGAAUCACGUCGCUGGAUUUCCAUACUGCCCAGAUAGCAUGCACGUCCCGUGGACAUUACGUGCUAUAUGGGUGUAUACAUAUCGUCUUAGAAGUACAAGCCGCUCGAAAUCAUCUCGAUCUUUAUUUCCUACGUGCGAUUGGGUUUCGCCAUUGACAUCCUUUCAUUUUCGAGUAUCUUGCCAUCGCGUGCAAAAUCGACUUUCGUAUUUUGAUACGAUUGCAAAUGAUAUGCAUAUAUAAAUAUCGCGUUAGACCUCGGCGCUAAGGUGCGUCUUCGCCAGAGAUAAUCCUGAUGGUACUGCCGUACUAGAUUUGAUACUUUCAGAAACUACUCGCUGAGCAUCCCCUUUUGCCUUUACGUUAGCGAACGUUAACCGAACGUUUAUCCCACCGGAAACUAUCCGUGGAAAUAAGCGAACCGAAUCUAGUACCGUGCGUGUCGCGUCGCAGGAAGGUCCCUGGCCUUGGCGUCGAAUCAAUUAAUAGGGUAUAAGAAACGUACGUGUUCAUUUUUAGGCUGGUAAGUGAUCGCGAUACGAACGGCGACGCAUGGCUCGCAAAAAAGCGAAGAUCCCGCCGUGGCGAUCGAUGCGUCGUGGUGCGUUGUGUGUGCGUAAAUGCGUAUUAAAAAAAAAAAAAGGAAAAAGAAAGAAAAAUAGUUGUACGGUCGUUGGCCGGUAUUCGUUUGCGAUAUCGGUCGAUCGUUAAACGUUACCUUUACGGAUCCCAGUCGAGAUCCGGAAGAGAGAGGUCCAAUACUUCCUGUUGCAUCGACGUCGGCAAGAUGCCAGUACGUUCGUAUUCGAAGCACCGGCGUCGUUCCAACUUGUUUUAAAUUAAAACGGGCCUUACCACCUGCCGUGCACCUUUAGCCGUAAUCGUAAGCGAUUACGCCUCCGUGGGCGUUGCGAUUCGAUCCUAUUCAUUUAGGCGAUAGGACGGGCCCUUUUGCACCCUUAGCAAUUAUCGCGCUCGAUCGUUUCCAAAUGCACGGGAGGCCGUGACGUUUCUCGGGUAUGUCGACGGAAUGUCCGUAAACCGACGUAAUUAGUAUGCGGUUUGCCCGGGCGGUACACCUGCAUCCGCACAAGUUAUUCCUAUUUAUUGUUAAAAAUCAUUUCUCGCGACUCUCGUUUGCAGUGUCCGACGUGUCCGUCGAAUCUUUCGCCGAGCGAUUACUUCUAAGGGCUCUCCUUUAAUUCCGAGGCUUUACGAUCUGUCGCUGCACCGAUGACAAUCCAACUCGACACGUCGCAAAUAAGCGGAAGGCCUUAUCCUUAGGCGGUACGCGUUGAGCGGCUUUAGCGGGAACGAGUGGGCAGCGAUCUCUAGAAACUCCUCUCGGACCUUUCGACUUGUACAUUUCUAUUUAAGGCGAGAUCGUUCCGAAGCGCGAGAGCGGUCGAUAGGAUUCUCAAAGAAAUACUGCCGUAGGACUUAAUUAUUGCUAUAUUAGCGUUUCGUCGAUCCAUCGAGCCGUCUUAUCUUGACAAUACCGAUCGACGACGACCACUCGAUAUGAAAGUUCUUGUCCUGUCGUUUAUUAUAAUCUAAGUCUCGGUUAUCUCUUUCAAUUGUAAUUGCUAUAUCAUUGGUAUUUAUUGUCUCGACUCUAUGGAGAAUCUCGUAAUCGCCACGACGUAGCGCGACCAAGUGUGACCAUGUACAGAGAGCGGAGCAAAUGUAUAUUAUUUGAAAGUGACAAGGUGUAAUAUCGUUGAAGUACUAUUAGUAGGUUGAGAGUUUGUCGAACGUUAACUGUAUCAAAGCGUGUACAUUCAGAGUUAGGACGAUAAGUGCAACGGAUACCGAUCGAGUAUACCGGACACCGUAAUCCAACGAGAGGGAAGAAUCCCGUCAUCUGCAUUCUCGAAUCAUCGGACUCGCGAAACCCCGUGAUAUUUUCUCGGUAAAUCAAAUGACAUUCCAUUGCUUGAAACGAUCGGGAACGAUGGACGACUUGUUUGAUCGGUACGCGACGUGGAUAUCAAAUGCACUUAGUCGAGGAAGCACUCGUUGUCAUUCACUGUAACAUUAAUAACCUAUUACAAAAGAAGAAGUACGUCCACGCAUCGAACCGAUUAGAAAGAAAAGACUUGCACCCACGACCG
Messenger RNA from Orussus abietinus, 4873 nucleotides. RefSeq lists its product as uncharacterized. The coding region runs from base 278 to 1849 and encodes 523 amino acids. NCBI's taxonomy places the organism in Eukaryota, Metazoa, Arthropoda, Insecta, Hymenoptera, Orussidae. Gene Ontology annotation, cellular component: membrane. The record is from RefSeq and is a predicted model, not a curated record. The transcript has 6 exons.